Aspergillus japonicus CBS 114.51 is the source of this 1773-nucleotide messenger RNA. Its product is annotated as phosphatidylserine decarboxylase. Lineage: Eukaryota; Fungi; Ascomycota; Eurotiomycetes; Eurotiales; Aspergillaceae. Gene Ontology annotation, cellular component: mitochondrion. The coding region runs from base 415 to 1602 and encodes 395 amino acids. Gene Ontology annotation, molecular function: phosphatidylserine decarboxylase activity. Gene Ontology annotation, biological process: phosphatidylethanolamine biosynthetic process. The record is from RefSeq and is a predicted model, not a curated record. The transcript has a single exon.
GAAAUGUAACUGCGGGGUUCGUGGGCUGAGAAACCAAAAAAGCAAGUAUGGACUGAAACCGGUCGCAGCGCCGACAAGAUCCACUGUUGAACAGGGGUCUAUAGAUUAACAUGCCCCCCACCAGGGACUACGCACAGAGUAUCCAAUACCCACGAUCCAAUAGACAGCACACUAGGGUCGGACCGGCCGGGGCUCUGAGUUUCCAGCUGUCGAUCGGUCGUACAAUGGAUGCAGGAUUUCAUAGCCCACAGGGUAUGUGCGCGUCAUGGUGACAGCAGAGGCAACUGGAGCUCCAGAACCUCCCCGCGGUCGCAUUCUACUUAAGCUCAAUGGUUUUCCUGGGCUGAGUAUGUGAAUCAUCUUCAGAGAUUGCCUUACACAGAACACACCGAGACUAUUUUCUCAAACGAACACAUGGAUUUGUUGAAGUCUCAAGUGACCCUUCCUAAGGUGACCCUGCCCGACCUGGGGCAGGCGACCUCCGGCACGGUGAAAGACUUCCGAGCCCUAAUCCAGAAUGAUCCUACCCUGCUCAAGAAUGCCACCGCAAUGUUCAUCCAGGCUGGAUCCGAUCCCCUGAACGUUACGCAGAACCUGGCCAACUUCCUGGUGAACCUGGACAAGAUCACGCGGACUGCUCCUGCCUACGACGCUUCUGCCGCUAGGAACUCCCUCGGAGGCAGCAUGGGGAUCCUGACCAACCUGCUGGAGCCCUAUCUUAAGACCCAGGCUGGGCAGGAAUUCUUCAAGGACGCGCGAGUCGACAAGGUUCUCCAAUCCCUGCUCAAGGAGUGGACAGUCUACCUGAAGUCCCCGGAGUCCGCCAGCGUCCUCACCGACGAAGACGGAGGAUGGUUCAACGACGCGGCCCUCCCUGAGGGGCGGGAUACCUUCUUCCGUCAGUACAAGUGUGAGCCUGAUGACAUCCACUACGGCUACCAGUCCUGGGACCAGUUCUUCACCCGCGAGUUCCGGGAGGGCGUGCGGCCCGUCGCGGGCCCGGACGACGACAAUGUCAUCACGGCCGCCUGCGAGUCGAUCAAGGUCGUCUUCGAGCCGGACGUCCAGCUCUCCGACACCUUCGACAUCAAGGGUCACAAGUACUCGCUCAGCAUGAUGUUCAACGACGAGAAUCUGGCCGAGAAGUUUGGCGGCGGACGGCUCUACCAGGGCUACCUGAGCGGGACGAACUACCACCGCUGGCACGCGCCCGUCUCCGGCACCGUCAUCUCGUCGCAUGUCAUCGCGGGCACGUACUUCCCCUCCGGGCCGAACGCAGCCUUCAACGCGUCUCCCUUCACGGGUGCGAUCGAGUACGAGGUCGGGGCGGCGCUGCACGAGGCCACCCGGUGCGUCAUCGUGCUCGAUAGCGGCAAGCUGGGCCCCGUCGCGUGCGUCUUCGCCGGCAUGCGGGAGCGCGGCUCCUGCGAGCCCACGGUGCAGGUCGGCGACGCUGUGAGCAAGGGCGAUCAACUUGGGAUGUUCCAUUUCGGCGGCAGCACGCAUUGUCUGAUUUUCGGUCCGCAAGUCAGGCUCUCCAUGGCGGAUCUUCCGUCCGAUCAGAAUGUCCCAGUGAACUCGCAGCUGUUUAUUGUAGCGUAGGAGGUCCGCGCGAGCUUCGUGUGCAACAGGAUCUUGGAGAAAGCUCGGGAAGACACAUUAUUUAUUGGAAUACUUACUUUCCGUUUGUUGGAGGGUUCUUUCGACGGCCAUGAAGCCAUUCUCUCGACCCGGUCUGUUUUUGUUCGAGAGUCCUCACUGUAGCAAAUUAUC